Messenger RNA from Vigna angularis (adzuki bean), 588 nucleotides. RefSeq names its product WRKY transcription factor 18-like. Gene Ontology annotation, biological process: regulation of DNA-templated transcription. The record is from RefSeq and is a predicted model, not a curated record. Gene Ontology annotation, molecular function: sequence-specific DNA binding; DNA-binding transcription factor activity. The transcript is spliced from 5 exons. The coding region runs from base 1 to 588 and encodes 195 amino acids. NCBI's taxonomy places the organism in Eukaryota, Viridiplantae, Streptophyta, Magnoliopsida, Fabales, Fabaceae.
AUGGGAAGAACCCAGAUGAGAAAGAUUGAUGCUUUUGAGGAAUAUGGUGUCCGAGGGACAUACCAAGUUCCGAAGAAAGCAUUCAGAGGGGUUGAAAAUCUUCAUGGUGCAUGUAUGAUGAAGAAGAAGAAUACCCAAUUGGGUGAGAAAGUAAUCAGAAACUGUACUGCUAAGCUCAAGCCUUAUCUCAUGAAGGCAGUGGAUAGUAAGAAGACAGUGGUUCAGGAAGCUGAGAACAAGCUUAAUGUUCCUAAUGUUGCAAAGGAACAACCGCAUGAUGAAACAAAGGGUCAUGAACCUGAUGUUACUAGUAAGAGAGAGGUCCAAAUUUUGGAUGAUACACAGUCAAACGGAAGGGCCAUUCUGGAUGGUGAAGUUAUAAAAAGAACUGGUUCAAAAAGGAAAUCAUAUUCUGAAAUUUCCAUGAAACCAAAAAUUUCAAGUGUUUAUGUCAGGACCAAAGCAUCUGAAACCACCCUUAUUGUGAAAGAUGGGUACCAGUGGAGGAAAUAUGGGCAGAAGGUGACCAGAGAUAACCCUUGUCCAAGAGCAAUUUCAAAUGCUCUUUUGCUCCAAGCUGCCCUGUAA